CGGGCCGGGGCGCCGGGCCCAGGACUGGUGGCAGGCUGGCGCCCGCUCCCUAAUAUGCGGACGAAGGCGGAGGGCGGCGCGGAGCGGCGUCCCCUACAGCCGCGGACCAAGGCGGCGGCGGCGGCGGCACCUGCCGGUCGAGUCUUUCACAUCGACUUGGGGUUUAAUUCAUUGCUGGAAGCUUCCGAGCCCAGGAGAGCAGAGUUGACUCAUUUCCCCGGGACGGAAUUGGGGGACCCUAUGACUAGCAGCUCCGGAAACUGACCUUUGCAUCCAUCGGGAAAGCGUGCGGUGUCUGCAGGUAGAAAUUCGCCAGUGAUCUUCCCUGCUUCCUCAAUGCGGCCAGCCCUGCGUAAGAGACACGUUUUGGUGACCUUUGGUUUCUCCUGAAUUGUAAGCAGUGGCAUUCAUAUGAGCCUUUAGUGUCAAUGCCAAGCCAGUACAACCGUGUGAAGCUGAAAAGCGAUUGCUCGCGGCCCUCCCUGCAAUGGUACACCCGUGCUCAGAACAAGAUGAGAAGACCCAGCUUGUUGUUAAAAGACAUCCUCAAGUGUACAUUGCUUGUGUUUGGAGUGUGGAUCCUUUAUAUCCUCAAGUUAAAUUAUACUACUGAAGAAUGUGACAUGAAAAAAGUGCAUUAUGUGGACCCCAACCGCAUAAAGAGAGCCCAGCAAUAUGCCCAGGAAGUCCUGCAGAAGGAAUGCCGGCCCCAGUUCGCCAAGAGGUCGAUGGUGCAGCUCUUCAGGCACAGGUACACCUCGGACCUGCCACCUUUCGUGACGAAGGCCCCCGCAGGGAGCGAGGCCGAGUACAAGUACGACCCUCCUUUCGGAUUCCGCAAGUUCUCCGAGAAAGUCCAGAGCCUCUUGGAACUCUUGCCCGAGCAUGACUUUCCUGCACACUUGAAAGCCAAGAGCUGCAGGCGUUGUGUGGUCAUUGGAAGUGGUGGAAUCCUCCACGGGCUAGAGCUGGGCCGGGCCCUGAACCAGUUCGAUGUUGUGAUAAGGUUAAACAGUGCACCGGUUGAAGGAUAUUCAGAGCAUGUUGGAAAUAAAACUACUAUAAGGAUGACUUAUCCGGAGGGUGCACCACUGUCUGACCUUGAAUAUUAUUCCAAUGACUUGUUUGUUGCUGUUUUAUUUAAAAGUGUUGACUUCAACUGGCUUCAGGCGAUGGUCAAAAAUGAAACCCUGCCGUUUUGGGUGCGACUCUUCUUUUGGAAGCAGGUGGCGGAAAAAAUCCCACUCCAGCCAAAACAGUUCAGGAUUUUGAAUCCGGUUAUCAUCAAAGAGACUGCCUUUGACAUCCUUCGAUACUCAGAGCCUCAGUCAAGGUUCUGGGGCCGAGAUAAGAACGUCCCCACGAUUGGUGUCAUUGCCGUUGUCUUAGCCACGCAUCUGUGCGAUGAAGUCAGUUUGGCAGGCUUUGGCUAUGACCUCAGCCAACCCAGUACACCUUUGCACUACUUUGACAAUCUCUGUAUGGCUGCCAUGAACUUUCAGACCAUGCACAAUGUGACCACAGAGACGGGGUUCCUCCUGAAGCUGGUCAGAGAGGGCGUGGUGAGGGAUCUCAGCGGAGGCAUCCAUUGUGAAUUUUGAACCCAGAAAACCUCACUUGAAAAUGCAGUUCUGACCAGGAGGGCUGUUUUUCACAGCCUUCUUGACGCGUCCUGCAAGAACUUUGAAGUGCAGCUGGUGUUUUUUAACUUUUAAUUUAAAAAACAAAAACAAUACAAAAAGUUCUGUUCUUCCCACUUUUUUUCCCUAUUUAUUUGAAGCCAGUGUUUUUGCACAAAAUUUUGGAAGUUAAUUUUGAGAAUAGGAAAGACUUUCCAAAGAGAAUUGUAUGUAAUGAUGUUUUAUUGUAUUUUAAGAAAGUUAUUUAAUUUGUAAAAACUCUGUUCAUGUCUACUGCACAUAGAAUCCCAGGUCAUUAUGUGGAAGAAGGGAGGCGACUCCUUUGAUGACAGCCCUGAAUGCCUGACUCUGGUUCUCUGUUAGUCUGUUCGGUGGGACAGAUGUCGGAAGCACUUCCAGGGUGACGUGCUGGGUAGCUAAACCACUGGGACUGGUUGGGCCAUGCUGCUGCAUGAGGCCUGAGCCGGUCGGAGAAGUUCACCGUCCCUCUCUGUUGAUCUGCCUUCUGCAGGAAGACUUGUAGGAAUCAAGCAGGGGAGCUGUCCUGCAGGUCCCAGGUCAAGGAGGGACACAGAGACAUUUUCUGUGUCCUCCGAGUACUGCAACGCUGCCCCAGGCGGACAACUCUUGGAUUUCUUGAGAGUUUUUAACUGCCUUCCAAACACUUAAAUGUUAAUCCAGAUUAUUCCAUUGUCUGUCUGAGGUGGCUUAUAAAAAUUAGGACAAAACCUCUGUUCUCCAGAGUCGUAGAGGAAUAAACUCUUUCCAGGAAUAAUCAUGUUUUCUGAAACACUGAAAUGAAGUCUUCCCCGUGUUAUAAAUUGCCUGUUUAAGAAAAAACGUUUUUUUUUUUUUUUUUUGAAUGCCUCCUUGGCAGUGUGUACCAGGCAGUGUGCUGGUCCAAAAAAAAAAAAAAAAGAAUAAAAGCUUUUGAGGAGCUCUUACAGUCUAGUUAAUUUGAGUGCUUUUUUUUUUUUCCCCAGAAAAUAAGUUUAUAAGUCUAGCUAAAAUGUCCUUCUUGGAUGCCACUGCUAGUCAGGACCUCACUGCAGAUGCCUGUGAGGAAGGCUGGGGGAUGAAGGGGUCUCCUCCGCUGGCUGCUACUGCCGCCCCUCCCCCAAUUCUAUUUCUCCCACAGCCCCCGGUGCAGCUCUUGACUCCCAGGCCAGGCCGAUGGCUCCCGCAUCUGCCGGCUCCUCGGCAUAUGCGGGGCAAGGAGCCAGGUCAUAGCUCUGAAUGAGUCCCUUGGAUCUCCAGGGUUCUGGGGUCAAGCUCAGAGCAGCCUGCGUAGCAAAAUAGGAUUUCUCUGGUUUUAUGUCUUUUCUUAAAAUUUUCUAUGGAUUCUACUCUGUAAGACACUGUUUAGGAAAAAAUGCUUUAAAAUUCCUAUCUGGGGCUUCCCUGGUGGCGCAGUGGUUGAGAGUCCGCCUGCCAAUGCAGGGGACACGGGUUCGUGCCCCAGUCCGGGAGGAUCCCACGUGCCGUGGAGUGGCUGGGCCCGUGAGCCAUGGCCGCUGAGCCUGCGCGUCCGGAGCCUGUGCUCCAUAACGGGAGAGGCCACAACAGUGAGAGGCCCUUGUACCGCAAAAAAAAAAAAAGAAAGAAAAUUGCUAUCUGUUAAACGGUGAGACUUAGCUCUGAAUAUGGAGACUCAGGAAAACGGUCUGCGGCUGUCCUGUGUUUCAGGUGAGGCCAGGCCUGCACCACACACCUCCACCCCCUCGUUCCUCAGGGGCUACUUAGAGAAGCCCAAAUGCUUAUUAGAAAAGACAAGAAACAGCCAGGGUCCAACAAUUGGAAAGCUUUCCCGGUGCAUCCCUUCACGGGUGCGCCUGGUCUCGUGGUCCCGUUUCCCCUGCCUUGCACAGCUGCUGGGAAGUAGCCCGUCCAGCACUUCCUCAGCUUUCAACAGAUACCAGACCUGGCCUCAUCCCUCCCCUCCUACUCUGUGUGUCUUUUUUUUUUCAUUUUUACAUUGUUUUGCCCGUGCCUCUCGAUGUUUAAUUACUGGCAGGCAGUAAGUGCCCUAAGUGGAUAAAAAGGCAUAUUUUUUUCAAUGACCUUUCAUGGUGUCCACCAAUCAGAGUUGACCAGAGACCAUCUUUGAGAACUUUAAGCACUUCGGCAGUUUUCAUUAGAAGUUGCUUCUUUGCUUCAGGGUUGUGUCUCCGCCUGCUUUUCUGGGAACAGACCUCCAGGUGCCCCAGGGUGUCACAAGGUUGGUCUCCAGUAACUGAGUUUCCUCCAUCACAUUUUCAACUUCAGCCUUGUAGGCACACAUGCUCUUACGUGGAUGUAAUCAUCGGUUUUGAGGCAACUUAGGAUGACUUACACAUGGUCUGUACUUUAACAUACUUCUCACUAGAACUUUGAGCCACAGAAAAUUUCAGUGAGUUUUAGUUUUCUGUUUUUUCCUACAGAGAGCUUAUUCUCUCCAGAAACCUAGGCUGGCCGUAGAAAAAUGUUUUUGGGACCAGGAUGAGUAUCUCCUGAUGACGUGUGCCAUGUUUCUAGGCAAAGAUGAAUUGGGAUCUUCUGAACAACUUCAUGCCUCUAGGUGUUACCUUGUCUUCUUCACUGAUACUUUUGUGUCACGGUGGUGGUGGUGUUUUUUUUAAAUUUCCCAACAAGGUACUAAUAAGGCAUUGGUGAUGUCUAUUCUCACAGAUUUGGGGGUGGGGGCGGGUCUCAUCAUCUGUGGACCCAUUAGUUAAAAUAAGUUGUCAAGCCCACUUUUUGGACUGUUUCUGUUGAACUAUGACCUCUUGACCGGCAACAGUCAAUCUGGUUUGCAGACAUGGGCUGAUUGUAAAAGAGAACAACAAGUAGUCACACCCUAGUCUCCCCAGGGUAUUAAAGAUUUCUGAAACCAAGGACCUCUUUAUUUUAACUACAUUCUAACUCCAGUGCUUUUGGACUUGAUAUCAAAGGGAUUGUUACGUUUGCCUUAUUUCUGUCUCAGGAGAAACUUUUAGACCAGCAUCAUAGGAAGAUUUUGAAAUCGGAUCUAUUCUCCUUGGCAGGUUUACAGCAUCCAAGUGUGGGUUAUUUUUUCUUCCUUUCUUUGGUGCACUUCAGUCAAGCGCAUUAAGAAAGAAGGAAAUGACUAGUUCUGUGAUUUAGCAGAAUUCCCCUUAGAAUGAAGUGAGCUUUUAGAAUGCUUGUGUAGCAAGCAGGAACUGUGCAACGCUGGGCCUGACUUCCGUUCACGCACAUGGUGACAAAAUGCAUCCCUCAAACGAAGGACUCUGUGUUGCUGCCCGUGGGACCGACACCGUCUUCCCAGACGCUGACCCUCCCUGAAGGCCGCCCAGAUGACUGCACCCUCAGCUCUCAGACUAAAGUGCAGACAACAGGGGAAAAGACCCAGUACAUAGCGCACCCCCUGCCCUUCCCUGGAGGGCCAGGCACCCUGGCCCAAACUUGUCUUUUUCUCUUCUUUCCUACAUCCCAAUGCCAUUUUAGCCUGUUUUUGUGUCCACAGAACAAGGUGUUUAUCUGUAUUUACCUACAACCGACACAACGUAAAACUGAAGUAAAUUGAAGAGAACCAUUCGUUCAUAUGCACAUUCAAAUUUUGACAAGAGGGCUUCCCUGGUGGUGCGGUGGUUGAGAGUCCGCCUGCCAAUGCAGGGGACACGGGUUCGUGCCCGGGUCCGGGAGGAUCCCACAUGCCGCGGAGCGGCUGGGCCCGUGAGCCAUGGCCGCUGAGCCUGCGUGUCCAGAGCCUGUGCUCCGCAACGGGAGAGGCCACAGCAGUGAGAGGCCCGCGUACCGCAAAAAAAAAAAAAAAUUUUUGACAAGAAAGUA
Globicephala melas (long-finned pilot whale) is the source of this 5450-nucleotide messenger RNA. RefSeq names its product ST3 beta-galactoside alpha-2,3-sialyltransferase 5 (gene ST3GAL5). The record is from RefSeq and is a predicted model, not a curated record. NCBI's taxonomy places the organism in Eukaryota, Metazoa, Chordata, Mammalia, Artiodactyla, Delphinidae. Gene Ontology annotation, molecular function: lactosylceramide alpha-2,3-sialyltransferase activity.